AUGGAGUACGCGCCAUCAACCCAGAAAUCGUAUCUCCACCGCAUGGCCCCCGAGCUGAUUUGCGCUAUAUUAUGCAGUGUAGAAGGCCUUGAUGGGUUACUCUGCGCUAUCUUGAGUUGUCAUUUGUUCUAUAGUGUAUUCUCUAGGACGCCGUCCGCCAUUAUACAUCAAGUCUUUUUCAACGAGCUGAAUACGCACCAUGUGCGCCGUGAAGCAAUCGCUACGCUCUACGCCUCGAAACUAGCCCUAGUCAACCCGACGAUUUCGAUAAUCCGGGUCUUCUUCCAAGACCAUUUCCAGCAGAGGAAGGAAUUCGACACCCAGCUCACAAUCGAAGAGGCAGCUGGGGCCUCGAGACUACACGCUGUGGUAUCCAGCUUGGCCGAGGACUUCUCCAAGACGACAUUCCCAGAACUUGCUGCGGCCUGUGGGCACGCUUCUGAUACUCUAGAACUUCUAGCUUCUGAGAAGGCACGGAUAAUGCGUGCGCUGUACAUGGCUGAGACCUUCUUCAACCUCUUCCGCACCACCUCCAGCAACAUAACAGAGGCCGUACAACGUCAGUGCAUGAACGAAUUCCUUGUUCAUUUCGCACCCUUGGAGAUUGAGCAGCUUGCCUGUAUCCAUGAUUUUCUCUUCCGCAAAGUUUCUCCAGUUUUCAAUGAUGUGGCAGCUCAUGAUGUUCUUUGGGGAGAGUUCCAGGUAGAGCCUGCUCUGUGGCUCGGCUCGCCUGAGCUGCAAUUCUUUCUCUUCAAGGGCUUAGGUGCCAUAAGGAGGAUAGCGGCAGCAAAGACGUAUGCGGAACAACAAAAGCUCUUCAACGGCAUUCCAGGUACCCGACACCUCAAUCUUCAUAGAGCACUGAAAGACUUCAGCUACAAGGAGUCCACCACAGAAGACGAUUCGAUUCCCAGCUUCGCAACGUCGGAGGACUAUGACCAAGGCCCGUUUUUAAUAUGGAAGCGGGCCCAGAAACUAGGAACUCUAACGAACCGAGCGAUGCUACGGAGUUUGGGAUAUGUGAUGUGGAACCAGGAGCGUCUCGACAAUUUGGGCAUCUUGCAGGAGCAAGAAUGGCAGCUGCAGCGCCUGGUCAGAGAUUCUUUACCCAACGAUAGUCCGGUUCAUGAGGUCACCGAUGAGAGAUGGCUGGCGUCAUGGCGAGAGAGGUCGCGCAUACACGAGCAAGGGGGCACAGGGUGGUGGGAUUUUGAUGAUGAGUCACAGGUUGUAUGGCCGGAACGGAAGAGGAGAUCAACUACCGACAACACGCCAACAUCGUUGGACGAGGCCAAAAGAGCUAUCCUUGCGUUGAAACGGGUUUGA
This is a messenger RNA of Clonostachys rhizophaga, 1326 nucleotides long. The record is from the annotation of a GenBank genome assembly. Lineage: Eukaryota; Fungi; Ascomycota; Sordariomycetes; Hypocreales; Bionectriaceae.